CGUUAAGAAACCUCGUGUUAACAUUCUGAAUCUUUCCGUAAAGGAACUUUUUUUAAAUUAAAAUUGUACGGAGUACGGACUGUGUACAACUGUAACACAUAAGAGAAUGUUCACAACCUUAGUUUUUGCAAUUUGUGUGCUCCUGAGUUGGGUGGCUGCUCAAAUGUUUAUACCACAGCCAUACAACGCACAAUCGUUCGACUCGGAUCCUAAGAUGAGGACUAUUAACAGUGGCCAAGAAACCGGUACAUUCUUUUCGCACCCGGGCUUUUCUAGCAAACCGCGACAGCCGUACGUCGCCGGAACAAAGAAGCGAUUUAUUAUUGCUUUGCCCACGUAUUGUCGCGCCCUGCUGUCUCUGGACAUGACCAACACCAGCAAUUUCAACAUUCGUGAUUAUGAUUUUGGAGUGAUGUUCGACGGGAAACUGGCUCAGAAUCUGGGGACGUCCAUGUGCGACCUCAGUAAUUAUGUUAAACUCCAGCAAAAGGGCAUUAAUUACCAAUCGGUGACCACGUCCGACAUGUCAGCAAGCCGAAUCUAUUUAAGCAGCACCAAUGUGGCGGUGUUUGACUUCUGCGUUGACCCGUACAACAGGGAUAUCGACAUGACGCGCAGAUUGGGAUUCUCCAUCAACUGGAGCUGCAUUCGCACUCCGGCGACUCCAACAACAGCACAAACGACAACCACGACGCCUGUUAACACUGUUGAUUGUGGUAUUCCGAUGGGCUCAGGCAAUGGACCGGCUUCCGUGUUCCAGCGCAUUGUCGGCGGCGUGCCGGUCGCGCCCCUCUCCUGGCCGUGGGCGGUUGCUUUGGUUACAGGAGGACAACAUUUUUGCGGCGCUAGUGUGUUAAACAACCAGUGGGUCGUUACAGCCGCACAGUGCAUUGAUCCCAGUACUGAAACACAAUUCAAGCAAUUCGUACAGGUCUAUUACGGCAACCAAAACUUGUCGAAGAUUCCUGACAGCCAGAAAGUCACCGUCGCCCGCGCUAUCAUGCAUCCAAAUUACAAUAUAAACAACUUGAACAAUGAUGUUGCACUGAUUAAAUUAACUGCGCCCAUUCCGAAUUUCCCUAACCCCAUGGUAUCGCCUAUCUGUCUGCCAAGUCAGCCAAUCGGGACUUUCAAAGCGCAGUCAUCUAGUACCAAAGGUCGCCCAUAUGCGUAUGUGGCCGGCUGGGGGACUCUGCACGAGGGACAAUAUGGAGGCGAUGCAACGAUUGGAUUAGGCAGUGACCAGCUCCAGCAAAUCAGUAUAGAAGUAUUUAACAACAGUGAAUGUCAGGCGGCUUACCCCUCUUGGCGAUUGCCAGACACUUCGAUUUGUGGAGGUUUGGAUCAAGGUGGACGGGACGCUUGUCAAGGAGAUUCCGGAGGACCCCUAGUGAUGGCCGAGCCACCCAGUUACAACAGAUACUCGCUGUACGGAAUUGUAUCGUCCGGUCGGGGUUGCGCGAAUCCCGGCACGCCGGGACUGUACUCCGAUGUUUUCAAAGUGAAAAAAUGGAUAAUGGACACAAUGGCCGCAAAUUAGUAAAUUUUUUGAAAACUAGUCGAAGGACUGCCCGAGACUUCUACAGAGCCUUGCGUUAAACUACAUGUUCGCUAAACCAUAUCUGUAACUGUCCUGUGGAGCGCUGUCUGUUUCCGAUAACGUGCGUUUGAAAUACGUCUUUUUCGGUUUCUCGCACCAGAUGAAACUUCCUACUGUGAAUUCUGUUACAUUUUUUUAUCAUCCUAACUCAUUAGUAUGCGCAUUUUUUUCAUAGCAUGUAAAAUUCAGCCUUCAUAUUAUUUUUAAAACAAAAUUAUCAGCAA
This is a messenger RNA of Paramacrobiotus metropolitanus, 1824 nucleotides long. Its product is annotated as transmembrane protease serine 9-like. NCBI's taxonomy places the organism in Eukaryota, Metazoa, Tardigrada, Eutardigrada, Parachela, Macrobiotidae. The coding region runs from base 107 to 1540 and encodes 477 amino acids. The transcript has 10 exons. Gene Ontology annotation, molecular function: serine-type endopeptidase activity. The record is from RefSeq and is a predicted model, not a curated record. Gene Ontology annotation, biological process: proteolysis.